AUCGGGAUAAUCCCGACGGGCGUCAGCGUGCUCGGUCCCACAAUUGCGAGGUUUCCUGCGGCAGGUUUGGGAGACAUACCAAGGCUGGAUCAUGGCUGGAGAGACGCCGAAUGCAAUAAUGUAUACUUCUGUACCUAGGUACCUUAUGUAUUACCGAGGCACGAUCACAAUGCGCACGCGAAUGCCCGAACUUUUCGCCGACGAGACCGUUAUCCCAUGGUGGCUCCCAAACGACGAAGGCCUCAACCCCCUGGUACAGAAUAUCCGGGCCAUUGCAGACAAACGCAAUGACAUGGCGGUGUCGACGCAAAGAGAGAGCCUACAGCAGAUCCCCCAUGUCUUCUCUAAUCGUUCCCCCAUGGAGGCCUUUUGACGAGGAACAAUCACUGGCCGAGUUUCGCCAACGAGC
Molecule: messenger RNA, 409 nt
Organism: Chaetomium fimeti
Lineage: Eukaryota; Fungi; Ascomycota; Sordariomycetes; Sordariales; Chaetomiaceae
Exons: 1
Coding region: 92-373 (93 amino acids)
Source: RefSeq, a predicted model, not a curated record